This is a messenger RNA of Naegleria lovaniensis, 1029 nucleotides long. RefSeq lists its product as uncharacterized. The transcript has a single exon. NCBI's taxonomy places the organism in Eukaryota, Heterolobosea, Eutetramitea, Acrasida, Naegleriidae. Bases 1 to 1029 code for a protein of 342 amino acids. The record is from RefSeq and is a predicted model, not a curated record.
AUGCUUGGUGAGGAAUCUUCUUUGGACCUUGUUGAGAUACUUCUCAUUGAUUUUGCUCCAUCUUCAUCACGGAAUGAAUUAAAUGGAACAUCAACAUCCUGUGAUCAUCGAAUUUCAAAAUUCAGAGAAAAGAUGAGCCGAAGAGUGCUAAGAAAUCCUUCCUUGCCAUUCGAAAUGAAAUUUGAACGUGUGCACCCUUCAAAGAAUGAUAUCCAUCACACCUUUUCAAAUUUAUCAUAUCCACAAGAUAUUGAUAUCUCUUACAAUCAUUCGGUCAUUUUGAUUACUGAUUGUUUUAAUCAACGAAUAUCUGUUUAUGAUUUACAAACGAAACAUUAUAAAUUCGAAAUGAAACCACUUCCGAUCACCUAUCCAACGACAUUGUGCAUUGAAGAAAAUUAUGAUGGACAGUACAAUGAUGCAUUCAUUGUUGUAAUGAUGAGUGAUAUUGAGAGAGUGCUUUUUAAAUGUGAUUUGAAAACAUUGAUCUCACUGAAUGGAAAGCAAUUUUCAAGUAUUUUUCAAGUGAAUCAAUUCACUUUUCCAAGAGGAGUUAAAGUUUAUAACAAGAAAAUACAUGUCGUUGAUGAACGUUGUAUUAAAAUACUGAGCUCUGAUACUGGACAAUUGAUGGAGGUGGUGGAUUUAGAUUGGAAAGCGUUUGAUUUAGCAAUUAUUAAUGAUCACACAAUAGCAGUACUAUUCAGCGAAGGUACAGUGAACAGAAUUGAAAUACUCGAUGCCGAGCUUAAUUGGAGGACUAUUCGUUCGUUUGAACAAGAACUCUUCCACUGGCCAAAAUCAAUAGUAAUGGAUUCUGCAGCAAAACGAUUGAUUGUGUGUGAUCAUAAUAAUGGCAAAAUUUUUGUCUUCUCGUUAGAAGGACUAAUCUAUAUCUCAUCAUUUGGACAGAGAGAAGAACGAUCGAGGGACAAUUUAGAUUGUCCAACAGCCCUAUGCUUGAAUGAAAUGACUGGAGAAUUGUUUGUUGUGGAUGAUCUGACAAAUCAAGUACUGAUUUUCAAGUGA